CAUGACCGGUGCCUGUAGGUUUGGCGUUCCCGCGAAAGUAAUCGUAAACUUCAGUUCGCAAUUUAAAAGUAUUAUUUUAUAUGUAUAUAAUUGUUUUUACAUGAUUACAAAGUUAUUGUAGUUUAAUUAUAUACAAUGUGUUUAAGUGUAAUAAUAUUUUUUCAUAUUCUUUGAAAAAGUUGUGUUAAAAUCGAGCGGGAAACGUAGUUGCGCAGAACGCGUGGGUGCUGUGAUUCCUUGGAUUUAUGUAUCAACUAUAUGUAAUAUUUAGUGUUUUAGUACGAAUGUAUCGCGUUAUUCGAAUAAAAUAUACUUCCCCCGGUUAAUGAAUAGUGAUUUGUGCAAUUUUUUAUAAUAUUUUACUUCGUAAAAACAUAAUAAGAAUAAGGCGUCUGUCAAAGGACGCCAACGUUGCACCACGAUUGUGUAAUGUUUAAAUUCAAUGUAUAUAUAUAAAAGUUAUGUUAUACAUAUAGAGGGCGUGACAGUGGCAGAUUGCAAGCAGGGGUUGGUCAUCGUUUCGCGCGCUGGUCUCCCGCGCUUCGAGUUCCACGUCCCGUAUUUUUUUGAAGAAUUACUGUUCUGUGAUAUCUCGAGGCUUGAAAUUCUAUCAGAAAAGACUUUAAAGACUUUUCGUAUUACAAAACAUUUUAUAAAUAAAAAGUUAUGACAUAAAAUAUUGAAUCAAACGAAGUCAAGUAUACGUGCAUUAUGGCGAUCGGGUGCGUGUGAGCUUUGCGCGCUCUUUUACUUUUCGGCAUUUUCUUAGCAAAAUUACUCAGCAUAUAUUAAAAUAAUUAAGUGAAUACUUAAAUAAAAUAUUGAUCAAUUUGUGUUCAUAUUAAAAAAGUCCAUUCCCGUUCGAAAUAUUUUUUGAACACGUCGACAAUUUCAGAGCAAAAUGCCACAGACGAGUUUACAUGGGAAAAAAUCACAGACUUAUUUACAAGGUGGCAAACUAGUAACACAGUCUUCAAAGCGUAAAAGAAGAGCAACAGAUAUUUCUGAAGAUUCAGAAAAUGUAUAUCCACCAAGUAAAAUACCUGCAUUAUCACAUGUAUCAUAUACAGAGUCUUGUCAUACAGUACAUCCUUUAGAAAAUUCAUGCACACAACAUCAAGUAUCUCCAUUGAAAGAGCAACAAGAGCCAGCUACAUGGUCUGAAUUAAGAACUUCAACAUGCUUUCUAACACCAUCAUCUUCUAAUAAUACAUCAAAUAGACCAAGUCCUUUACCAUCAUUUCCUUGGGCUGAUGGUUCUCAAGUUUGGUCUCUUAUGUGUUUGGGAGAUCAAAAGACUAUUACUCAAAGGAAUCCACAAAUGUUUCAAAGGCACCCAACAUUACAACCAAGAAUGCGAGCAAUUUUGUUAGAUUGGUUGAUUGAAGUUUGUGAAGUAUAUAAGCUACAUAGAGAGACUUAUUAUCUUGCAAUGGAUUACAUAGACAGAUAUCUAUCUAUUCAUCAAAAUGUACCCAAAAACCAAUUACAAUUAAUAGGCAUUACAUGUCUUUUCAUAGCUGCCAAGGUUGAAGAAAUUUAUCCACCUAAAAUAGCAGAAUUUGCUUAUGUUACUGAUGGAGCAUGCACAGAAGAAGAAAUCUUGGGAAAAGAAUUAGUGAUUUUAAAAGGUCUUGGAUGGAAUUUAUCUCCAGUAACUGCUCCUGGCUGGCUGAAUAUUUAUAUGCAAAUUGAAUCAGGCGAUUGGUCAAGACCAAAUGCAUUUAUUUAUCCACAAUAUGGAGGUUUACAAUAUUCUCAGGCAGCUCAAUUAUUAGAUUUAGCUACAUUAGAUGAAGGAAGUUUAAAAUUCCCUUAUAGUCACAUAGCUGCAGCAGCUAUUUAUCAUACACAAGGAAGAGAAUGUGCUUUAAGAGUAUCACGCAUUCCAUGGGAGCAGCUUGCAUCUUGUGUCAAAUGGCUUACUCCAUUUGCAAUGACAACUGCUGAAGAAGAUUCUCAGUGCCUUUUAAGGUCUGCAAUAACACCUGUAGAGUCUCAUUCUGGAUCUGGACUUAAAGCAACAGUGCCUAAUAUAGUAAUGGAUGAAUCACAUCGUAUACAGACUCAUGUUGUAGAUUUAAACAUGUUAGAAAAGGCACAACAACGAUUAGUGGAUGAAAUACCUUCUACUGAUACAAAUGAAUCUGAUUCUAAUGUUGAAUCUGGUAGACAGAGUCCAAAUGAAAGCGGUCUUUUAACUCCACCUUCUAGUAGUCAAAAAAAUUCAACUACACCGUCACGUCCUCCACCACAGUUACAUCCAUAUACGUAAUCAAAUAUUUAUAAAUAUUUCAUAGUCUUUGAUUAAGCAUUUCAUUUACUAACUGCUGGUGAAUGAUUUUAAUUAAAUAUAGUAAUGUAUUAUAUAUGUUUUUUGGGAAAUAUCAUUAACUGCUUCAAACAGUUUUGCCUUUUGUAAAGAUGCACAAUGUAUUAUUAAGCUAUGGGAUUGCAUAAGUGCACGGUAAUAACAGAGUAUACUGUAUGUUAUCGUAAAUAAUAUGGUGCUUCCCAAUAUAUCAUCAUGUAAUAGUAAAACUUAUAGUACAAGAUGUUAAUCACUUUCUAUAAUAAUGUCCAUAGUGAUACUGAAUUUAUUUAAUAUUAUUUGUUUUAUUGUGAACAUUUAAAAAAAGUGCCUUGCAUAGAGGAAUGUAAACUUACAUGAAAGCCUAUGGCUAUCUUCUGUGAUUAUAUUCAUGCAGUGAAACUUGAUAAUACAUUAUAUUAAAAUUUUAGGAUAAUUAAUAAUUACCAUUUUCAUAAAUCUAGACAAUAUUAAUGUCUGCGAAAAGUGUCCUUAAAAAUAAUAUUUUUAUUAGUACUAAGAUAAAAAAAAACAUUGUGAAUAGUAUUCUUUUAUAUAUUUUGCUUUAUUUUAACGCAACGUAUUAUAACAAUGCGUUAUUAAGCUGGGUGAAUGUAUUUUUAUGUAUAUGUAUACUGUGAAGUACUAAUAAUUAAAAAAAUAAAAAAUACAGACGAAGGGAUGAAUGCAUGAGUGAAGAUAUAAAACUAUUAAUUAUUAAAAUAUGAUUAAAAAUUUCGUGAUCAAUUUACACUGCCUUGCAUAUAGAGACACGGCUGUUUAUACAUAUUUGUAUGAAAAAUUUGACAAUAAAUAUUUGUAAAUCCGA
Molecule: messenger RNA, 3140 nt
Organism: Apis mellifera (honey bee)
Lineage: Eukaryota; Metazoa; Arthropoda; Insecta; Hymenoptera; Apidae
Product: G1/S-specific cyclin-E1
Exons: 4
Coding region: 902-2275 (457 amino acids)
Biological process (GO): regulation of cyclin-dependent protein serine/threonine kinase activity; G1/S transition of mitotic cell cycle
Cellular component (GO): cyclin E1-CDK2 complex; cytoplasm; centrosome
Molecular function (GO): cyclin-dependent protein serine/threonine kinase regulator activity
Source: RefSeq, a predicted model, not a curated record